Molecule: messenger RNA, 2288 nt
Organism: Panthera uncia (snow leopard)
Lineage: Eukaryota; Metazoa; Chordata; Mammalia; Carnivora; Felidae
Gene: SCARB1
Product: scavenger receptor class B member 1
Exons: 10
Coding region: 167-1663 (498 amino acids)
Biological process (GO): cholesterol import; plasma lipoprotein particle clearance; recognition of apoptotic cell
Cellular component (GO): cytoplasm; caveola
Molecular function (GO): low-density lipoprotein particle binding; lipid binding; scavenger receptor activity
Source: RefSeq, a predicted model, not a curated record
AGACCGCGGGCCACCUGCCGGGCCGCUCCUCCGCGCGCCGCGCUCCGGGCCCCGCCGUGCCGCUGCGGGCCGCGUCCCCGGAGUCGGCGCCUCUGUCGCCUCGGUCCCCGUCCCCACCCAGGCGCGGAGCAGCGCGGGCUCCGGGCGGGCGCCAGGGCGCGCAGACAUGGGCAGCCGCGCCAGAGCGCGCCGGGCGGCCGCGAUGCUGGGCUUCCUCGGGCUGCUGUGCGCCGUGCUGGGCGCCGUCAUGAUCGUGAUGGUGCCCACGCUCAUCAAGCAGCAGGUGCUCAAGAAUGUGCGCAUCGACCCCAGCAGCUUGUCCUUCAACAUGUGGAAGGAGAUCCCCGUCCCCUUCUACCUGUCCGUCUACUUCUUCGACGUGGUCAACCCCAGCGCCAUCCUCUUGGGCGAGAAGCCGCAGGUGCGGGAGCGCGGGCCCUACGUGUACAGGGAGUUCAGGCACAAGAGCAACAUCACCUUCAAUGACAAUGACACCGUGUCAUUCCUCGAGUACCGCAGUUUCCAGUUCCAGCCUGACAGGUCCCACGGCCUGGAGAGUGACUACAUCGUCAUGCCCAACAUCCUGGUCUUGGGUGCGGCGAUGAUGAUGGAGAACAAGCCCAUGAGCCUGAAGCUGAUCAUGACCUUGGCGUUCAGCACCCUCGGAGAGCGUGCCUUCAUGAACCGCACCGUGGGCGAGAUCAUGUGGGGCUACGAGGACCCUCUGGUGCACCUCGUCAACAAGUACCUGCCAAACAUGUUUCCCUUCAAGGGCAAGUUUGGGCUCUUUGCGGAGCUGAACAACUCCAAUUCCGGGCUCUUCACCGUGUUCACGGGGGUCAAAGACUUCAGCAGGAUCCACCUCGUGGACAAGUGGAACGGACUUAGCAAGGUCAAAUACUGGCAUUCUGACCAGUGCAACAUGAUCAAUGGGACGUCUGGACAGAUGUGGGCGCCGUUCAUGACUCCUGAGACCUCACUGGAAUUCUACAGCCCCGAGGCCUGCCGGUCCAUGAACCUGGUCUACAAGGAGUCAGGGGUGUUCGAAGGCAUCCCCACCUAUCGCUUCGUGGCCCCCAGCACCUUGUUUGCCAACGGCUCCAUCUACCCGCCCAACGAGGGCUUCUGCCCCUGCCUGGAGUCUGGGAUUCAGAACAUCAGCACCUGCAGGUUCAAUGCACCCUUGUUUCUCUCCCACCCUCACUUCUACAACGCCGACCCGAUGCUGGCAGAGGCAGUGCUUGGCCUCCACCCCAACCCAGAGGAACAUUCCUUAUUCCUGGACGUCCACCCGGUCACCGGGAUCCCCAUGAACUGCUCUGUGAAACUACAGCUGAGCCUGUACGUCAAGGCCAUCAAAGGCAUCGGGGUCCCAGACCGGGUCCCAGAGACGUCACCAGCCAGCCCAGCGUGGCCACUGAGCCGGACCGGCUCCCCAGCCCCUGCACCCCGCUUCUUCAGGACUCCCUCGGCGGACCGCCCACCAGUCCCAAAGCCUGAGCCCCCCCAGUUGCCACACGCGUGUCCGCGCGCUGCACACCCCCCGGCACGUGUCCACACGCGAGUACGCAGGCGUGCGCAGACACACUCAGGGAUGGAGCCGCCGCUGAGGAGACUCAGGGCAUCGUCAACCAGGGCCGUCUGGAACCUUCUGUCCGGGUGACCCACAGUGCCGCGGGCACCGGGUCCCCUCCCCCGACUGAGCCGGGCCCCGGGCUCCGGAAGACCCCCCCCCCCCCCCCCCCCCCCCCCCCCGGGGCCCCCUCCACCAGCCACGACCCAGACGCCCGGUCCCUGCAGGACACGCCUUUCACUACUGUCCCCAGACCCAGCCCGGGAAGGCAGACUUCUCGUGCCAAAGCCCUGCGGGCCUGGGGGGGGGGGGGGGGCGCCCCGAGCUUUGGCCGCGCGCGUGCCCCCCGGGCUGCGGGCCGGGCGGCGUCACGCGGGCCCCAGCAAGCGGCGUGACCGCGACCGGCCUGUCCCGGUUCCGCGGGCCGACCCGGAUCUGCCCAGAGUUGCCGCGGGUGCCGCCCGGGCCGCCCGGGGCCCCCUCCUCCCGCCUAAACUGACGUCAUCCUGUGUACUGAGCCGGCCGCUCCCGGGUGGGGGUGGCGGGGGGCCCUGCCCCGAGUCGCCCCGCACGAGGGCCCUCGGCCCGGUCGGUGUGGGUGUCCCGUCUGGUCCGGGGCAGGCCUCUGCCUCUUUUCUACUGCCAGAGAAAUGAGUUUUAUCGUCUUUUAAAAGUAAUUCACUAUUGAAGUAAUAAACCUUUUGUAAACGUUAAA